AAUGUUUGGAACGUUGUAAUCGAUAUACUUAAAUUUUAUUUUUCUCUUCUACAGUUUUCCUGAAACGUUUUGUUGGGGAUUAUAGGGAUUGGAAAACGACUGUUUCAGAUACAUUUUCAACAAUAGGAUGCGACCGGCUAUAUAUUCUAUUUUGCUUCUUAUGUUCCGAGUCUGAUUCCCCCGACUUCUCUAAGUCUGAAUGGCUGGAAAUUCUUAAUGAAGUACGACGUAUGGCAUUUGCUGAUUUGGAUCCCAUCAGUAGUGAAAAUGCACAGGAAAACCUUAAAUAUUUGAAAAGAACAGAGUCUCGUUUGUUUGAAAAAGACUUUCAAACCAUAACAAAGAAUGCUGCAGACGAAACAAUAUUUCAGUUAUCCAAAUACAGCAGAUUUUUGACAUUUUACAUGAGCAAUUGUGUUACAAGCCGCCAGUACCUAAGGUUAAGCAACUACGUGAGUGAACCUGGAGAGAAGUGCAUAAUUAACAAGAGCACACACUUUGAUUCCCUACUUAUACAUCGCCUAAUGAUGGACAUACUGGUUCAUAAGAGUAUUGAGGGCACCUCAAUGAGCAAGCAGAUAUCUCAGAUUUUACACAUCCCAGAAAAUAUCAUCACAGAAAGUAUUGACAAGCGGGAGGAAUUUUUAAGGAAUCUGCAGCAAAAUGGAGAAGAAAUACCUAACAAAGUUAAAACAAAUGGCGAAUCUCAACAUGUCAAAUGGCUUUGGAAAUUCCAAAGACACGAGGUUGUUAGAUCAUGCAUAGGACUUUAUCCUCAUUCGGAUAUAUAUAUUAUCAACCAUAAAGCGUAUAGAAAGCAUAGUGAAUAUCAUGAAUUCCCUCCGAAUGUCAGAUGCUUGUUAUACAGCUUACUGUUUGCCGAAAAAAGCAAACUCAGUCUUAAUGAUGGCGCAUACAAAAAGAUUAUGCUGAAAAUAAGAGACAAUUUCUUGCCUACACUUCCAAUUUCUGAUGAAGAAUUAAAUUUACCAGAAGGAAUCGCUAAAAGCCAGAGCGGUGAAAUAACUUUUGCCUCGGCCGACAUCCGUCAUAAGGUCAUGUACGCGUUUGUAACAGAGUGUUUAAUGGACGACGUUAAUUUGGAGUUUUUCCUGAAAGAAGCAUCAAAGCAAGUACUAUUUGAAUACUGCAGGUCUUGGAAUUAUGAAAGAAAGGACGGAGAGAGAUGUUUGUAUGUGCCAAACAAACCAGUGGAAAUGUAUGAUCUCUUCAUAGAAAGACUUGAUCUGGAUAUCAUCAAGCAUUGUACAUUAUCCGAUUGGACUAUUCGAAAUAGUGUCACUGAAAAAUUGAAGGUACCUUUAGAAAUAUUGAAUUGGGAUCAAAGGGCCAGAGAUCGCUACGUUGAAUACGCCAAGAAAGGAACACAAAUUGUACAUCAAUCAAGGGCCAUGCUUGUAGGAUGUGCAGGAGCCGGAAAGACUACACUACUGAAAAGACUUCUCAAAUGUAGUGCAGAGGACAUUUAUAAUGUUGAAACAACACUAGGUCUUGAAGUUCAUGAAGAAAUAUUUGAGAUUUCGGAUGAAACUUUGAAAGAAACAGAAAUCAAACCAGAUAGGGAAAGCAGGGAUUUCGAAGGGGAGUUAAACGCCGAACGACUGAGUGUUUUUGAUUUUGGAGGACAAAGUGUUUACUACGCGUGUCAUCAGAUUUACUUGACUAGGAGGGCUUUCUACAUCGUGGUAGUUGAUGCUUCUCAAGAGUUACAUCAAAGGGUUAGCGAGACAGUUUGUAAGCAAGAUGAUGGUGUUUUUGGUGGAUGGACAUUUGGAGAUUACUUCGUUUUCUGGAUGAAGUCUAUACACACCUAUUGUGCUACGGAAAACAAAGAAGGGGAGAAACCUAUUGUGCUCAUCGUUGCAACACACUGGGAAGAGGAAAAAAGAAAGUUCAAGACUAAAGAAGAUUUUCUGUGUUGCCUCCAAAAACAGUUACCACAGGGGUCAAGUUUAGCACAAUACAUUGAAAAGAAAAACUGUUAUUGCAUUAAUUUUCCUAUUCAACCAAUUACUGAAUUAGAAAAACGUAUUGCCUCCAUUGCCCGUCAGGAACGAUGGAAAGAAAAUAUUCCAAAAGAAUGGGCCUUUUUCGGACUAGAACUGAAGCAGAAGAAAUAUGCAAAAAGAGUUAUAAAAAUUUCGGAGAUAAAAACAGUCCCUGUUGAUGCCAACGAUGAGGAGAAAGAGAAGAAAACAAGUGGAAUGAAACGAGAUAUGUUACGAUUUUAUCACGACACUGGUAAAAUUUUGUAUUUUAAUGAAAAUCACCUCAAAGACAAUGUUAUCCUGGAUGUCCAGUGGUUUAUUGAUGCGUUCAAGAUAAUAAUCACAGACAAUUUAAAUCUAGAGGGUAUUCCAGCUGAUAAAAAAGACUUGGAUGAAUUCUCCCUUACUGGACGUUUGCACGACAAAUUGCUGUUAGGUAUCUGGGAGCAUAGGGACCAAGAAAUAUGCGAAGAACUAGCAUUAGAUAAAAGCCAAUCAACGUCUAAGGCGGAAGACGCUCGUUUUAUAUCCUUUCAUAAAGAAUUGCUUCUCCUGUACAUGCAGCGACUAGGUCUGGUGGCAGUUGGAGAAGAAUAUCAUUACAUACCUUGCAUGAACCGGAAGGAUGUAGAAAAAGAAAUUUCAGAGCUUAUCCUAGCCUCAAAAAACAGGACAUCUAUUCUUAUCUUUAAAUUCAAAUUCUUGCCAUUCUUCUUCUUCUUUCGUCUUGUUGUUGCAUGUAUGCAGGAAGAAAAUUGGAAAGUUCUCCAAAUUGAAGAAAUACCAUGUUUAUACAAAAACGCAGCUUUGUUCUAUGCAGGAAACUAUAAUAUCGUUAUGUCUGUGACAAUAGACUCUAUUCAACUCCAAGUAUUAUGCGCUGUGCCUGGAAUUUCCUUGGAGAUAGAAAAGACAUAUAAGAUUCUUAACACUGUUGAAGAUAAACUUGCCGCAAUAACACAGACAUUUCACCAACGCGUGCAGUAUGAAAAAGGUAUUAGGUGCAAAGAGGACGAAGAAAAGACUGUUUCAUCAGAGAUCCUUGGCUAUUUCUUAUCUAAAAUUGAUCCAGCAGAUAUGGAAUGUAAAAUUUGUCCUCAUCAUCGACUUAGAGAUGUUCAUGAAAUUGACAUAGAAAAAUUGACAAAGUAUUGGAAAUUGAAUCUUUUUAAAACGUAAAACCAUAGCAAUACAUGUGAUAUGAACGCAGAUUAAAUUUGUGAAGUAUUAAUAAGGCAUAUUGCUUGAAUAUGUAUAAUAUAACUUGAAUAUGUACAAUUUUUUGAAUAGUCAUAUAUAAAAUUUUAUAGACUUCAUCGUCUUUUGCUCAACUAAUUGUAACUAGUUUUUGUAAAGGGUUUUAUAGAAAAAAAGAGGAAAAUAGUUAUUUUUAUGGAAAUGGAACAUCCCAUCCUACCGGUUAACUCCGUCCCAAACCACCCCCAUCUCAAAUCAACAACAGGGCCAAAUGCAGGAAAAGGUAAUUCUUUACUCCCUGACCUAAGGACCUAAGUCGCUUUUUCGUUAAUAUAGUACACAAAGAGUUUUUUUGAAAUUCCUGAGCUGGGGUCAGGGUUUUUAGACUUAUGUUUGGCCCUUUUAAUAAUAAAGUAAAAAAAAGUCCUUAAUUUUUAAAUAAAAUGCUUUUUAUCAUUGGUAUGAAGAAAUCAAAGUUAGUGCAAGACAUUAAUAGUAAAGAUCACUCAUAAAAACUGUGAAAUUCAUAAACAUAUGGAUCUGUAUUUCGUGUUAUACAUGUAUGUCUGGAUGUUGAUGCAUAAUACAGGGGCAUAAAUACUUAAUCUUUUUCUUUCUUAAGGUUUUCUCGUGUAAUAUUUAUUAGGUUUGACAAGCAUCCAUAUAUUAUUAAAAAAUAAGUUAGAAGUUUUAGAAAGGGUGUAUAGAAUACAAUAUACAUGUACUUUAUUAAGUUGUUAACUGUAUACACGGAAAUUUUUGCCUCCGUGUCUGAUGAUUAAAACUAAAGGAUAAUUCUUUUCUUGAUUGACCAUGCCCAGCAGUGGAAAUAUUUACUUUAUUAAGCAUGUUAGUAAUGCUGAAUGCACAAUCAGGUCGAGAAGAGUAACAUGAAUAAUAUUAGUGUUCUUGACAUGCUCCAUUUGUGUCUAUUUCCAAUAAACAUUUUUUAAACGAACCCAUUACAUUUUUUACGUCUCUGCAAAUAAUUUUGCAUAUUCCAAAAAAAGCCCCCAUGCAAUAUCUUAAAGAU
Messenger RNA from Saccostrea cuccullata (small rock oyster), 4239 nucleotides. RefSeq lists its product as uncharacterized. NCBI's taxonomy places the organism in Eukaryota, Metazoa, Mollusca, Bivalvia, Ostreida, Ostreidae. Bases 231 to 3188 code for a protein of 985 amino acids. The record is from RefSeq and is a predicted model, not a curated record. The transcript has 8 exons.